UAAAAACUGAAAAAAAAACAAUAACAAAUGUGAUCCAAAAUACUUCUUCCACUUUCACUUCUCUCUCUCUCUCUUUCUCUUUCUCUCUCUUGAUCAUUCUCCGUUCUCGAUCUCCGAUCAGAAACUUCAGGUUUUUUUAGUAGAAGAGAGAAAAAAAGAAGAAGAAAAAUGUCGGGGCAAUCACAGCGUUUGAAUGUGGUCCCCACAGUGACAAUGCUUGGUGUUGUAAAAGCGCGUUUGGUUGGAGCAACAAGAGGCCACGCGCUUCUUAAGAAAAAAAGUGAUGCUUUAACCGUUCAAUUUCGUCAGAUUCUGAAGAAGAUUGUUUCAACAAAGGAAUCAAUGGGUGACAUAAUGAAAACAUCUUCAUUUGCAUUAACAGAGGCUAAGUACGUAGCCGGCGACAACAUCAAGCACGUUGUGCUUGAGAAUGUUAAAGAAGCUUCACUCCGUGUUCGUUCUCGUACUGAGAACGUAGCUGGAGUGAAGCUUCCGAAAUUUGAUUACACUAAUGACGGUGAGGCCGCGAAAAACGACCUCACUGGAUUGGCUAGAGGUGGUCAGCAGGUGCAGCAGUGUCGUGGCGCUUAUAUUAAGGCGAUUGAGGUUCUUGUUGAGCUUGCUUCGCUUCAAACCUCUUUCCUUACGCUUGAUGAUGCUAUUAAGACUACUAACCGUAGGGUUAAUGCUCUUGAGAAUGUUGUUAAGCCGAGGUUGGAGAAUACUAUUAGUUACAUUAAGGGUGAGUUGGAUGAGCUUGAGAGAGAGGAUUUCUUUAGGUUGAAGAAGAUUCAGGGUUAUAAGAGGAGGGAAAUUGAAAGAAAGAUGAUUCUUGCUAGGGAACAACAGCUUGUUGAAAAGUUACAAUUGCAGAAAGGGGUUUCUUUCGAUGCCUCUCACAACUUGUUGUCUGGUACAGGUGAUAAAGACGAGGAUAUCAUUUUCUAAGAAUUUAUUGAGAUAUAUAUAGAGAGAUAGAUGGGUUCUUUCUCCUUCUUCAGAGGGGGUGGCUGGCUAUGUCUCGGUGUUGAUGCUGGUCCGUUCUGCACAAUUUGUUUAGGUGAGACAUUGUUCUGUAUUAUGAAUAAAGAUGCUUGAUAUGUGUUUAUUUAUUUCUUUGUUAUUUUAAGGACAUAAUUUUUUAUCGUGUUCAGAGGCAUUGUGACAAUCAUCAUUUCAAACUAUGGUUCUUCUCUGAUACUGUGAAAGAUUUAAGUUGUUGUGAUUAGCAUUAAUUUCCUUUCAAAAUGUAUUACAUCGGAGUUCAGACAUCUUGAAUAAGAAAUUUCAUUUUAGGACUUUAGACCUAUGGUUCGGCUGCCUUGAUUCUAAAGUUAUCUUUUCUUCUGUAUCAAAAUUGUAUUCUUGAGCUUGUAAUUUCCCUUUUGCUCAUAUAUAUACAUCAGUGACUGCUGAAUUUUUGUUUA
Molecule: messenger RNA, 1427 nt
Organism: Cicer arietinum (chickpea)
Lineage: Eukaryota; Viridiplantae; Streptophyta; Magnoliopsida; Fabales; Fabaceae
Product: V-type proton ATPase subunit D
Molecular function (GO): proton-transporting ATPase activity, rotational mechanism
Source: RefSeq, a predicted model, not a curated record